UCGAAUUGUAAUUAAUUAAAUAAUUAUUCGUAGUGAGAUAAAAUUAAAAACAAAAUAGAACAAAACAGAAAAUAACGUUGACAGUGUUUUCGAAAUGAUUAUGGUGCAGUGCAUGAAGGACGGCCAAACAACGACCUUAACUAGGAUCAAAGAAAAAAGGAAAAGGACACGAAAUGUUCAAGCAAAGUCUAACCCUUUGAACAAGGUUGGACGUUUAGACGAAGAUAGGCGAUGAAGAUGAGCAAAGUGGGCAAUCAGACGAAUUCGCAGGACCCACAGGCAGUGAAUUCCCGGGUGUUUGUCGGCAAUCUAAACACGUUUCAGUGCAGUAAGACCGAUGUGGAACGAAUGUUUCAACGUUACGGCCGUCUCGCCGGGAUUUCCAUGCACAAAGGAUACGCCUUCGUGCAAUUCACGAAUCCCUUUGACGCACGCAGCGCCUGUCUUGGCGAAGAUGGCCGUACCAUUCUCAGCCAGAUACUCGACGUUAAUAUGGUGGCAGAACCAAAACCUCAUCAAACCGGACGAAAACGUCAAAACGUUACCAAAACUGGAAACGAUUGGGACUAUUACUACGACAGUUACUACGCGUCUACCGCUUUUCCACCUCGUUUGGCACCACCCCUGAAGAGACCACGUUUAAUGCCACCUGCACGAUCCCAACAUCCGAAGCAACAGAAACAACAACCUAGCAACAAUACAGCCAUGGUACCGGACUUGAAUCAACUCAAAGUAUACAGUAAUCCAGAUAUACUUAUAUGCGGCAACUGCAGGGAAAUGUUUUCCGAUCUUGGGGAGCUGCUCGAACACAAGCGGAACUACUGCAAACUGCGGUUCACAUGUAAAUGUCACACCUUCAACGGAGCCGCCCCAAGAGACUCCACGACAGCCCUGCUCUGUGUCCUCUGCAAGGUUUCUUUCCCAACAGCAUGGGAACUAAUGGUUCAUGCUCAAGCUGCUCAUAUGAUAAACAUAUACGAACUUGGUACACGGCCACAGAGUCCAAGAUCAACGCAAAGUCCACCCCAUAGUCCACCACAUAGUCCCAGUCAACAUGUCAAGGAAUCAUCUUCACCUUCACCACCAGACUUUCAAGAGAUCAAAGCCACGGAUUGUGAGGAACGCGUUGAAGAGGAGGAUCUUGACGGGCAUGAACUAAUACCGUCCCCUGACAGUGGCAAGUCAACGGACAACGAGGGAGCUCUAUCUCCGAUCAAAAUACGAUCCGACGUUAAUGGCUUGGAUCACGAGGAUUGCGAUGAAUUGAUCCAGGUCGAGAACACAGCUCAGGCCUGCAUCAUGCACGCCCUUAGCAUCGACUCGUCGUUGGAACUCAACUCAGACGCGAACUCUAGGGGAAGUUCUGGCCCGGUCAUGGCGUUGACUAAUGGAUCCUUGUCCGCUAAGGAAUAAGUCAAGAAAGAAUUAACCACCAUAGGAAUAAUAUGGUCUUCCCUUUUACCCAGGGAUUCUCGAACCAACACGCAACCAACCCCAAAACCAACGAGACAUAUCGAUCUCCUUUUAAGGAUAUAUAUAUACAUGCAUACACACACUUUAACUGAGAAAGAGAGAGAGAGAGAGAGAGAGAGAGAGAGAGAGAGAAAAAAUCGCCAUGUAUAUAGCUUAAAUGCCUAACAAAUAAUUCAAGAAUCUCGUUCCAUGCCAUAUAAUACUACAAAACAAUUCGUCUAUCGUACAUU
Messenger RNA from Polistes dominula (European paper wasp), 1703 nucleotides. RefSeq lists its product as uncharacterized. Gene Ontology annotation, molecular function: RNA binding. The record is from RefSeq and is a predicted model, not a curated record. Gene Ontology annotation, cellular component: nucleus. Lineage: Eukaryota; Metazoa; Arthropoda; Insecta; Hymenoptera; Vespidae.